AUGCUAUAUUUACCUUAUCUCCUUAUGUCAAUGAUAAUUCAAGGAUUUCUAAAGUUCGCUGAAGGAGACAUCAUGCAAAAUUUGUUCACUAUAUUUGCUGCUGGGCCUGGUAUGUUGGGAUUAUUUAAGUUCAUCAAUGUUAUCAUAUACAGAAAACAACUAAAAUCAGUAAUGGACAGGCUUUCUGCAAUGUUUCCAGAAGCAGAUAAACCCGUAUUACAGCAAAUAGCAAGAGAUUCAUUGAAACGAACUUGGAUCUUAUUUACAGCAUGUGUGUCAGUCUUUUCCGCAAGUAUAAUAGACUGGCUCAUACGCCCUCCGAUUACUGCACUUAUUCAUCAUGAAAAGACAAGAAUAGUGGACACAUGGCCAGUAUUCUUGGACACAUGGCUACAGUGGUUUCUUUCAUAUCUUCUUCAAUGUCCCGGCAUUGUGCUAUUAGGCCAUUCCAACUAUAUGUAUGAUGUUAUAUAUUUUUGCACAUCAGAUGUUAUCCUUUGCCAUUUUAAAUUGCUAAAUUAUAAACUGAAGCAUAUGGUGCUAACUGACAAUGAAAAAUCUACAAAUGAACUUAUUUCUUGCGUGAAGUAUUACACUAAUCUUCUUGGUGUUCGGAUGUGUCGAAUGCAGUUUAUAUGUCAGAAUGGAUUAAUGCAAAAGCAUCAGACAAAAAAACGAUUUUGA
Molecule: messenger RNA, 684 nt
Organism: Nezara viridula (southern green stink bug)
Lineage: Eukaryota; Metazoa; Arthropoda; Insecta; Hemiptera; Pentatomidae
Source: the annotation of a GenBank genome assembly